AUGGCGAUGGAGGUAGGGAAUGGGAGGAGUACCCUGUUUUGGGAAGAUAACUGGCUGCAAGGUGGUCCUUUGAAGGUGACAUUUCCAAGACUUUUCUCAAUUUCUAAUCAGCAAGGAUCGAAGGUAGGGGAGUGUGGAUUUUGGGAUGGACUUGAGUGGAUAUGGAACUUCCAGUGGCGGAGAGAGUUGUUCCAAUGGGAGCUGGAACUUGUCCACCAACUUCAUGUGCGGCUUAGGCAGGUGAAAUUGUCAGAGGAUAAAGAUGAUAAUUUGGUUUGGAAGUUUGAUGGUAAAGGGGUAUUUUCUACCAAAUCUGUUGUGCAGGUACUACAAUCGGAGACUCUGUCGGAUGAGAUAACGAGCUACAGUUUCACAAGUUCUAUUUGGAGGGGAAUGGUACCGCCGAGGAUUGAGCUUUUUGGGUGGUUUGUACUUAUUGGCAGAGUAAAUACAAAGGAGAGAUUGAUUAGACUAGACGUCCUUAGGCCCAGUGAUAAUAUCUGUGUUCUUUGUAACAAGGAGGUAGAGUCGGUGGAGCAUUUAUUUCUCAGGUGUGAGAUAACAUGGAAGGUGUGGUGUAGUUGUUUGAGAUAUGUUGGGGAGGUGUGGUCUAUGCCUGGUACCAUAAAGGAACUGUUUGAGCGGUGGGCCGGUAGGCAUAAGCAGAAACAGGAUCAGAAGAAGUGGCUGCCGGGAUUCUUUGCAGUUAUUUGGAACAUUUGGGUGGAACGCAAUGCGCGGAUCUUCAAUAAUCAGAACACAGAUGUGGAGUUUGUAAUAAGAAAGACGAUUCUGAGUUACGACGAAUGGACUACGAGUGUUCCGUAG
Arachis stenosperma is the source of this 828-nucleotide messenger RNA. RefSeq lists its product as uncharacterized. The transcript has a single exon. The record is from RefSeq and is a predicted model, not a curated record. The coding region runs from base 1 to 828 and encodes 275 amino acids. NCBI's taxonomy places the organism in Eukaryota, Viridiplantae, Streptophyta, Magnoliopsida, Fabales, Fabaceae.